Molecule: messenger RNA, 1928 nt
Organism: Thamnophis elegans (Western terrestrial garter snake)
Lineage: Eukaryota; Metazoa; Chordata; Lepidosauria; Squamata; Natricidae
Gene: SEC22C
Product: SEC22 homolog C, vesicle trafficking protein
Biological process (GO): endoplasmic reticulum to Golgi vesicle-mediated transport
Source: RefSeq, a predicted model, not a curated record
GCGGCGUCACGGGAACGGCUGAGGCCUUUUUUUUCCUCCCCUUCUCCUGGCUGGAACGGGCAGUCUCGGCCCCACGGCGUCAAGCGGGAUGUCCCUGUGAGUUCUCCUUCGGAGGAUGUCCAUGAUCCUCUUCACUUGCGUGGUGCGGAUAAAGGACGGACUUCUCUCGGCGUCCAGCGAUUUCCACCUAGACCCUCAGUUGGAAUGCAGGAAGAGACUCAACAUCCUGUCCUCCGUCCUGACACAAUAUCCAGAACGCGGCACGGCCAAGCGUGACCUCAGUAUACACUUCCACACUGCUGGGGGUGUCUCCUGUACGUGCAUUGCCAUCAGCAGUUAUCCCGCGGUGAUGGCCUUCUGUUUCCUGGAAGAGCUCCCUAAAUUUGCCAUGUCCUACAAUGCCACCAGUGUCAGUCUGGCUUCCAGGCCGUACGCUUUCCUCGAAUUCGACAGCGUCAUCCAGAAAACCCAGAACCAAUUCAACCACACCAACUGCGCUCAGCCGAAGUUCGACGUUGCCAAAAUGCAGGAGGAGCUUCGCCUGCGGCCUCCGGCCCUCGUCAGCUGGGAAGACAUGGAACUGGUCAACGGGAUGGUGAACGGCCGGGCGGAAGUCCACCUCGAGACAGCUCCUGCUUGCCGGAUGCAGCCCAUCUCUUCUUUGGGGAUCCUCUCCCUCAUCCUCAACAUCAUGUGCGGUGCGCUCAACCUCAUCCGAGGGGUUCAUCUGGCGGAAUAUGCGUGGCAGGAAGAUGGGCAAGAAAUUAGGAACGUCGUAGCGUUUCUGCUGCCUUUCCUGUCCUGCUUCGGUUUGUGUUACCUCUACCUGUUCUACACUUCCGCCCGGAAGACCAAAGUCUCCAUCCUUUUCAUGACCGUCUUCCUCUGCAACCUCUACCUAUAUGGAUUACGGAACCACUGGCAGAUUCUCUUCCACGUGGCCGUGGCGGCCUUUUCUUCUCACCAGAUCCUCACCCGGCGGGUGGCCGAGAAACCCCUGGAUUUGGGGGUGUGAGAAAGGACACCCCACGACAUCCCAGAACGGGUCGUUUUGGGGGGGGGGGAAAGUCUCAGCUUUCAACCUAUCAGCUCUGAGCAGAUUGACUCGUAAAUCUGGCGGUUGUUUUUUCUUUCCGUCCUUGCUCAAAAUAAUGCAAAAAAAGAAAAAGAAAGAAAAACACUAUUUUUUUUUUUUUUUAGACCUGUGACAGGCAGCAAAGGAAAUAACCGUCUAAAGAAAGGAAGCUUGCAAUCUUGUGGAUUAAUUUGUUAAUCCGAGAAAAGGCCGCAGGAUGUGUGCCCUGAAGAAGACGCUCCCUGCUCUGGAUUCAAGUAGAAAUUCAGAGUUUUUGAGGCUGCCGUCUGGAUUUUCCAUCCAUUUUUAUUUUUAUUUUUUUGUUAUUGUUGCUGUUCCUUUCAAGUGGAGAACAGAAAGCCACGUACAUACUGAUAAUCUGGGAAAAUCAACCUGGGAAAAAAAAAUCAGAUGCACUGAAUACUCCCAAAUUGUGUCCUAAGCUUCCUCCAAAGUUGAGCAUUGGAACUUGGUUGCAACCAUUUGGGGGGUGGGGGAGUUUACCUCCCCCGUUUAAAGCACAAGAUUAUUCACCAAGCAUUUUGGGGUUUAUAUGUGUAUAUAUAUAUAGACAUACAGACGUACAGCCAAAGUGGGCCAUUGCUGUCAUAAUGCAUAUAUAAUUUAUUAUUAUAUUAUUUGGGGAGGAAUUGUUUGGGAAACUGACUUGAAUCUCGUCUGCGUUAGACGAAAUUGUAGAUAAAUGUAUUAUAUUGAGCUGUGGGUAGAGAAGGCCACAGCCUUGAAACAACAAUGAUGGCGAAGGUGCCUUCAGAUAAUGUCCUGUAAACGUUUCCUGCACAUAUAGUCUGCUCCUCGUUUGGAUUAAAACUUGGUUACACAGUUUCAUGUU